This is a messenger RNA of Branchiostoma floridae (Florida lancelet), 1454 nucleotides long. RefSeq lists its product as uncharacterized. NCBI's taxonomy places the organism in Eukaryota, Metazoa, Chordata, Leptocardii, Amphioxiformes, Branchiostomatidae. The record is from RefSeq and is a predicted model, not a curated record. The coding region runs from base 480 to 1454 and encodes 324 amino acids. The transcript is spliced from 2 exons.
CGCCCAAGAUGGCGGUCGCAUGAACUUUCGCUCGUGUUUCUCUGGUACCGUGUAGCGAUUUUUGCACUACGACAGAGAGCUUUUAGAGUGUCCUUACUGGCUGUUAAACCAGGCAGCACUCGAGAGAGGACUGAGGAAGUCAAAGGAACAGAAGUGGCCGCCCGAAGCAGAAAAAGGAGACCAAGUCUUGAGAGGCACAUGCUGCCCCCCUCCCCACCGACGAGGCGCUUCACACUCAACGGGCCCUUUUACGGGCCCAUGCCGGGCGCCAGUGACUCUGCACCUAGAGGGCCUUGGCGGCAAGACGCGGCCUGCCUCUGUCUGUCGAGGCCAAGCACACGAACGGAGAGCUGCUAGCGGCGGCAAGGAAAGGGAGCAAGGGCCGCUCCGAAGCUCAUCGAAGGCAAGCAAAACUGCAACUUUGUAAAGUCAUUCCGGGCAAGAAAGGACAGAAAAGGAGACGGUGAAAGACCGGCAACAUGGCGGCCAGGUCAAACGACGAGCACACGGAGGAAGACUGUCGCCCCAUUUUCCUAAUCCUUGGAAGCGUCGUAAACAAGGAAAAGGGUGACAGAUUCUUGUCUGAGGAAGAGAUCUUCGCCGCUGUAGCAACUGCACUGAGCCAAACGGCAGCUGAACCCACGUCAGGGCCGAUAAAGUGCAUACAGAUAGCAAGGGGCCUAUGCAGAUUUUACAUUGAGGGGAAGUCCUGCAGAGCCAGAGUGCUGACAAAAGGGCUGGCGCUGAGAGGUAAGAGUGUUACUCUUCAUGAGAAAAACCCUUUCGUAAGAGCACCCAGGGGAACAAGGCUCACCGUCAAAGGAUUACCUUGGUCAGUUCAUGACUCAGUAAUCAAGUACACUUUAGAACAACAAUAUGGCUGCGAAAUAACAGAAAUACAGCACUGUCGUAUCAGGGUCAACGGGCGACUGACAGACUGCUGCAAUGGUGACAGAUUUGUCUAUAUCACCAAACUCAAGAAACCAAUACCAAACUACAAUGUUCAGAUGGGAAAGUUCAGAGUUAACAUUUUCUACAGACAAACUGCCAUGAUGAGACCUGAACCUGAGGAACAUGAUGAAAUGAUGCACCCUGCAAUACUGAUUGACAGCCAAGAAGAAUUCCCACCACUAAAACAGAGUACUCACGAGCCACUUGAUACAUCACAGCAUACUGAAGAGGCAAUACCGGCCAACUUUGGAGAAAACACAUUCUCCCAAGUAAACACCACAAAUGCAACAACACAUGCAGAUGUGCACAUGCCAGAGAACAAAAGUGAGGAUGAAGAAGAAAUGGACACAUCAGUUGAACAAGGAAAAGAGGGACAAAGUGGAAUGAAACAAGCGAAUAUAACAAAAUACAUGGGUCGAAAUAGUCAAGAAAUAGACACUUCAAGGAAAACCAAUAGAAAAAAGAAGAAAGAGAUCCCUGUGGAGACAAGGGUGCUGAUAUAG